AUGUGGAAGAAAGAAAGAAAGAGAAGCCAUCAUCAGCCUAAGAUCAAAGCAGCUGAAGGCGUUUCUGGUACAGGACAAUAUGUGGAGCUGAAUUCAGGUCAGGAUCCUUCAGCACCCAAAUCCAUUCAAGUCACAGAACUCUGGAGUAACGUAGUAUUUGAAGAAAUCAGCCAUCGGGUAAAAGAGGUGGGCAGCCAACUGGUCAAGAAGGUCAAUGCUAUAUUUCAGUUGGAUAUUACUGAAGAUGGAAAGAUCAUUGUCCAGUGGACUGUCGACUUGAAGAAUGGAUCUGGAGAAGUAUACUCAGGAUCAGCAAGGAGCCCACCUGAUACCGUGUUUACUAUUCCAGACCAUAUUUUUAUGGAACUGGUGCUGGGGAAAACCAAUCCUCAAAGGGCUUUCUUUGCUGGCAAGCUGAAAGUGAGUGGCAAGGUGAUGCUGGGACAGAAGCUGGAAAAGAUUUUCAAAGACUGUGCUAAAUUCUAA
Molecule: messenger RNA, 486 nt
Organism: Vombatus ursinus (common wombat)
Lineage: Eukaryota; Metazoa; Chordata; Mammalia; Diprotodontia; Vombatidae
Gene: SCP2D1
Product: SCP2 sterol binding domain containing 1
Exons: 1
Coding region: 1-486 (161 amino acids)
Cellular component (GO): cytosol
Source: RefSeq, a predicted model, not a curated record